This is a messenger RNA of Psammomys obesus (fat sand rat), 2687 nucleotides long. It is a transcript of the gene Insig1, whose product is annotated as insulin induced gene 1. The coding region runs from base 81 to 854 and encodes 257 amino acids. The record is from RefSeq and is a predicted model, not a curated record. Gene Ontology annotation, biological process: cholesterol biosynthetic process; SREBP signaling pathway; cellular response to insulin stimulus. NCBI's taxonomy places the organism in Eukaryota, Metazoa, Chordata, Mammalia, Rodentia, Muridae. The transcript has 5 exons. Gene Ontology annotation, cellular component: endoplasmic reticulum; SREBP-SCAP-Insig complex.
CCGCGGCCGCUCCUGGGCCGUCCGGGCGCGCUACAGCGUGGUGUCGUGGCGUGCGCCUCCCACGGUGCGCCUGGUCGCCGAUGCCCAGGCUGCACGACCACGUCUGGAGCUACCCAAGAGCCGGCACUGCGAGGCCGUACAGCAUCCCGCGAGGAAUGAUUGCGGCAGCCCACUGUCCGCAGGGGCCCGGAACCCCAGAGCCGGUGCCCCGGGGCCAGCGAGCGGGAACGGCGGGAUGCAGCGCGCGGCCCGGCAGCUGGCACCACGACCUGGUGCAGCGGAGCCUCGUGCUCUUUUCUUUCGGCGUGGUCCUGGCCCUGGUGCUUAACCUGCUGCAGAUCCAGCGGAAUGUCACGCUCUUCCCCGACGAGGUGAUCGCCACCAUCUUCUCCUCCGCCUGGUGGGUGCCCCCGUGCUGUGGCACGGCAGCUGCUGUUGUCGGCUUACUGUACCCCUGUAUUGACAGUCACCUGGGAGAACCGCACAAGUUCAAGAGAGAGUGGGCCAGUGUCAUGCGCUGUAUUGCCGUGUUCGUUGGCAUCAACCACGCCAGUGCCAAAUUGGAUUUUGCCAAUAAUGUCCAGCUGUCCUUGACUUUAGCAGCCCUUUCUUUGGGCCUGUGGUGGACAUUUGAUCGCUCCCGAAGCGGCCUUGGGCUUGGAAUCACCAUCGCCUUCCUAGCUACGCUGAUCACUCAGUUUCUUGUGUAUAAUGGUGUCUACCAGUACACAUCCCCAGAUUUCCUCUAUAUUCGUUCUUGGCUCCCGUGUAUAUUUUUCUCAGGAGGCGUCACAGUGGGAAACAUAGGACGACAGUUAGCUAUGGGUGUUCCAGAAAAGCCUCACAGUGACUGAGCUUCGGCAUGUGGUUCAGAGCGGAAGCAGGAUGCGGAGACACUGGUCCUGGGUGUGAUGAAGACGAUCUUUUCCUCAAAGUUCCAUUUAGCCUGGGCUGACGAUAAAUGACUCCUGAAGAAGUGUUCACUUAGUCUAGACUAGUAAAUGGAGGCAAGGACUGCUUACCUAAAAGUCUUACCUCACCCACCCUCACGCGGUCUGCACCUGGAACAGUCCAGCCCAGGCUGUAUGUGAGCGAGGGGUAGGGGGCCCAGUUUCCAGAGUAUUAGAUUUCAUUCAUCAUUCAAAGCAAAAUGCCAUAUUUCAAAGCCUUGAAUCAAAAUGAAUCCAACUAGCAGUUUUGUGUCAGUGCCCAAAGGUUGAUGGUGCUUAACAGAUAAAUUAUCUGCAGUAAGAAUAUUUACUCAGAAUUAAAAUAUAGGGUUGUGUGAAGGGAGUAAAGAGAAUAGGGAGUUGGAAGACGGUCACUCUCCCCGUGGCUCCCAGGCAGCCACAUCUCCAGGUCACGCUCAGGCAUGCGCUCCUGUGGGUCUCACCAGCGUGGAGCUUUGCUUUCACUGCCAGAGAUUGGUAGACAAUCUUACUGAAAGCCAGGGGCAGCGCAAAUGCAUGAUUCUGCACUGUGAUGCUGGACUUUUCACCUCAGUUUAAAGGAAGUUUUAUCUAAGAGCUGGACCAUCUAAGAGCGAGUAGCUGUCUACGCUGUUUCAGUCAUAAUGAGCCGAAAUUGUGUCUCUUGUCACUCCAGAGUGGAGAGGACUUUUCCACAGCCCUAUGGAGCUUGCAAUCUGUGAUUGCUUGUAAAAGGUUAAGUGUGCACAUCACCGUGUUAAGCACGCGGUGUCCUGUAUGCUUUGGAUGGCAUAGAACACGUGGGACCUAACUUGCAAGUAUUGGGUCUUCGACUUCAAGUGCAAUGUGUAUGAAAACCAAUCUGAGCCUUGUAUUCUCUUAAAUAUUUAUUUCUUUUUUUUUUUUUUUUUUUUUUUUUUUUUAACCACGUGAGCUGUUCCAGGGAAGGGUUCUCGGGUCAUUUCAGGGCUUCAUGGAGGCGAGCUCAGCAAUACUGGUGUCAGUUGUGACUCUCCCUUAGUCACACCCUCCAUGGGGCCCUAGUCCUCUGAUGUACUCCAGUUUUGUGAGUUUAGUAAUUUUUACUUACAAAUGUACCCUUUUUUGUAUUCCAAAAUGUGAGUGUUUUUUGGUUUGUUUUAAAAUCUGUGGAACUGACUGGAAGCAGUAGUCAGUCCUCAGGCAGAGUGGAAGCCCUGUGCCUUCUGGACACCUGGGCUUGGGUUGGCUCACGCGGUGAUCCUCAUUGGGGUUUUGCUUAUUUUGUUUUGAGGAAAAACGUUGGAGUAAACCUUGGUUUUCUAAAAUGGGUUGCUCUGGACUUUGGAACGAUCCUUAAAAUUUCCUGGAAAUGAAAACAAAUGAUUGGCCGUCUGAAGGCAUUCUUUAGCUAAGACUUCAUUGUCUUACAAAAGCCACAAGUGACUAGAAGAAAAGCAAGUGAUCUUGGCAAUGUACUUGAUCGAAUACAAUGAGUAUUUCUUUUCCUCUUAAACUGGAAAUAAAUCUGUUAGAAAUAAUGUAGGAGAAAAAAAAGGUGAAUCGAAAGGAUGUUUUUGCCAAUAGUUUUAUAGCAGUUACAUUGAACCAAAGUGAUUUGAGUUUGUAAAAAUGGUAACUAGUACCAGCCACACUCACUGUCCCUGAUCUGAACACCCAGUGAGGUUCACGUCCAUGCUAAGUUUGCAGCAUCGUGUUCUUUUUGCAUUCUUUUUUUUUUUUUUUUUUUUUUUUACUUUUAUUAAAGGUUCAAAAUCA